Zychaea mexicana is the source of this 1677-nucleotide messenger RNA. RefSeq lists its product as uncharacterized. The transcript has 3 exons. Lineage: Eukaryota; Fungi; Mucoromycota; Mucoromycetes; Mucorales; Lichtheimiaceae. Bases 60 to 1553 code for a protein of 497 amino acids. The record is from RefSeq and is a predicted model, not a curated record.
CAAAUAUCACCUUUCUCUCUCUCGCUUUCUGUAUAAUUAUCCGCGCAGCAACUUUACGAAUGUCAGACGUGGAUCCAAAUGAAGCAUCAACUGUCCCUUACGACAUUAACAGUCUGGGAUCAUUUUCCCUCUAUGAAGAAUACGAAAAAUCUCCUUCCAAAGAAGCCGAUGAGCUCGAUGCACGCGACGACGAGGGAGACGGCGAAAGCAGUAUAGCCAACAGAGGCCAAGACAGUACUGCUAACGCUAAUGACCACAUCAAUAGUAGUAGCAAUAGCAACAACAACAACAACAACAACGAAGGCGACGAUAAUGCUGGCAGAAAUGACAGCCCUGGCAGCAUAUCUAACAGUAAUGAACAAUUGAUCACCAACAGUAAUGAAACCAGCAACACAGUUACCUUGAUUACAGAAUCGUACCAAGGAAGUCAAGCGAGCUCUGUCGAAAGACAACACAAUGAAGUUCUUGAUGAACGCUACCAUGAAUCACAAGACUCGGUUGCACCGCCACCGACGAAAGUUCUUCGGCAAAAACGUAACAUGAUGAUUAGCAGCUCUGCACCAGAAGCUUCUUAUUCUUCUUCACCUGCGAAACGAACAAAGUAUUCUCUGCCGAGGACAACGAGUGAUAUUACGGACGAUCCCGAGUUAAAAGCUCAGAUAGUGGAAAAAAAAGACGAGGAGGGACGUGUGAUAGUGCAAAAGCCGCCCACCCGCCCAGUGACGUUUGCGGGAAAUUUGAGGUCAACACUGAGAAGGCUUACACCUGCUGCUACUUCUGAUCGCGAACGACCGAGUGAUAUAAAUAUCGAAACAACAGACGCGAGGAUUCUUAUGCCACCACCAAUUGCCGAGGAGACCCUCAGAAAGAGAAUGCUUGCAACGUCAUCCAGCAGCAGUAUGGACAGCAAUGUAGCAUCAGGUAGCUCUAACUCAAUAUCUGGAAAAAACCACGAUCGUGGCGGCUCUCAUUUAGCCGCUGCUCCUGGAUCGCCCACACCAAUACAUAUAUCCCAAAGCCAAGUGGAUGCAUGUAUUGCUCUUAUGCCGGAUCUGGCGCCGUUUCGACGACCCAGCUCUAGUAAUAACAAUGAAGAAUACCCAACUUCAGACCCUGAGAACGACGCUUUUUUUGAAGCGAAUUGGCUCCGUCAAAGUAAUCGUGAUAAAACAGAAGGAGAGGACGAGGAACAACAGUUAGAGGGCAGCAGGGAAGAUAUUUCAGGAUCGAAUCGAGAGGCAGAGGAACAACAGACUGCUGACACUAAUUCACCGAUUCGUAUACCGACUGAAACGACGACAGCAGAGAAAAAUGAUGUACAAGCAGCAGAACAGCAAGAGAUUGAUGAAGGAGAGAAUUCGAAGGGCGGUGGGUCAAAGAAGGGGAAGAAGAAAACAACGACCGCUGCUGCUAGUAGGCGGACGAGAACUCCAACAACUGGAGAGCAACAAAAACCAUCAAAGUCAGCGUCAACCACACGUCGCAUCACGCGCGCUGCCACACAGCGAUCUAGCCCACAGCAAUCAAAAAGAUCGAAGGGAAAAGGUCGAUAGAGAAAUACUACCCUUUCCGUUUACCAUUCUGCCAAGCGGCCAGUUGGUUCAUCCUUCAUGUGAAUAUAUUACCUGCGCUUUUACUUUAAUGAAUAUAAUUACUAGACUAGCAUCAUCAUUAUCA